GGAAUUCAGUUUCGAAAAUGAGCGCUUCAAGAGAGGACUAUCAGCUCUAAACGAGUCACAUUAUAAUUUUUUUUUUAAAUAAUAUUUUUAAUACUCCAAAUCUCCCGCGAAAUCCAUCAUUGCUCGAUUAAGUGGUCGUGUUUUUGUAAUAAGAAAAAGUAAUAUUAUUAAGCCUUACCGUGUGCCUUGUAGAAAGACAAUUUCUGUCCUAUUUGUUUGUGCAUUUGUGUUGUUAAGAGUGGAGUGAGAGAGAAAAAGUUUCUUUCACCUGAAACUACCUUCUUUUUAAUCCUGGAUUACCACACACUGGAAACAACAUUUUUUUUUUAGUUGAGACUGUGCGAGGGGAGAGUGGUUGCAAAACUAUAUAUAUAUAUAUAUGUUCAAAUAUAUAUAAUUGAUCUGUGCUAGAAACUUUUUGAAAAUUAUCACUCAACAUUUGACCAUAAAUACAUGGAAAUGUUCCAUUAAUUGAUACACAUUAAUUGAGCACAAAAGUGUACGCGCGAUGAAUUCUUUUCUACACUGUUGAGUUGUUUGUUUCUUUUUUUUUUCUGUGUGUACGAGAAAUUUGUAAAAGUUGAUUUUUAUUUUGUAAAAAAAAAUAUAUAUAUUUAGUUUUUGGGUGCUUUGGACAUUUGGCACAUUGCUAGAGAGAGAGAGAGAGUGUGGACUUUUCGGGGGAAAACCCAGAUAAUUUUGGGUGGAAAAACCAUGGAAAACUACCCAUGAAAACGAAUAAAUUUUAAAAACGAAGAGACUUUUUAAGUUAAUCUUUUGAGUUUUCUGUUUUUUGUUGUGUACCCACUACCACCCUACCGAUGGAUACGAAUUUUUUUUUGAAAUAAUAUUCCUCUCCAUUCGAAAAGAAAAAUGCUGACGAGAAGUGUGUGUGAGUUUUUAUAAAAUAUGUGUUGAGAAGAUACACGAAAAGCUAUAACAGAUUAUCUAUUAUUACACAAAAAAAUACCAUUGGAAUGUGCAACACACGAAGAAGAAGUGGCAACAUCGCUCAAAGGAAUUUCAAUAUGGCGGGACAGAGUGGAUAGUACGCCCAUCUCGCUCAAAUAAUAAACCCAAACCCCAUGUGGAGGAGCGAGAAGAAGUUUUGUGUUAUACUGUUGAAUUGAAUUUGUAUAUAGAGUUGGUGCUUGUUGUGUGUUGAAGAAAAAUACAAGAAGUUAUAGAAGUUUGAAAGGAGAGAAGCAGCAAAAAAAAAGUUUUAUAUUUCUCUUGGUUUAUAAAGUGAAAUAGUUGCGGAGAGAAGAAAAACUCAUUUGGCAAAAAAAACACUCCGUGGGGGAAAAGCAAGAAAAAAAGCAGUUGAAUAUGCCAAAAAGACAUAGCAAAAAUGGUGAACUUCAAUUGCCCAAUGGUUGGGAAAUGGCCCAAGACUACGAUGGAAAAAUCUACUAUAUUGAUCACAUCAGUAAGAAAACUACGUGGAUCGAUCCGAGAGACAGAUACACAAAACCAUCAAAUUUCGCCGAUUGCAUUGGCGAUGAAUUGCCAUUGGGUUGGGAAGAGGCCUAUGACACCAUCAUUGGCCGAUACUAUAUCAAUCACCUCAAUCAAUCAACACAGCUUGAAGAUCCGCGACAAGAAUGGAAAAUUGUCCAAGAGGCCAUGCUUCGUGAAUAUCUCAAUUCAGCACAGGACGUGCUUGAGGCGAAAAAGGAAAUCUUUGAUGUGAAACAGAGGCGAUUAAUGUUGGCCCAAGAUGAAUUUAACAAUCUUAAUGCCAUGGCUGCAAGUAGAACUAGUCUUUAUUCGUCGUCGAGUUCAAUAAGUACCAAAUUCGAUCCAGAACUUCUUAAAGCCGACCUGGCACUAUCAAAGGAGCGCGUCCGACGACUGAAGCGAGAACUAGCACAAAUAACAUCAGAAAUUUCCUUCACGCAACGAGGAGUAGAUACUCUCUACAGUGUGGAGCAGAAGUUGAGUUCUCGCGAGAAUGGAUGCUACAACCUGGCUGAGGUUCAAGCGAUACGUGACGAGAUGAUCAAAAUACAGAAGAAUCUCGUAUCUGGGGAACAGGAGAAGAAGGAACUAAAGCGUAGCCUAACACAACUCAAAUACGAUCUGACGAGGCUACAGUACGGAAAUGGAAGCCCUGUGGCAUCGGCACUCAAUUUGGCUCAAGAUCGCGUUUGUGCAUCAUCGCAGACAGAUUUGUGUGCUGAUAUCUUCCCACUUGGUGCUCGUUUGGCAGAAGUGGCAAAGACUCGACUGCAGUACGAUGAGUGGAAGAAGCGAAUAAAGUUCCUUCAGCAGCAACUUGCAGAUCAUGUUGAGAGGAUAGAACCAGGGCAGUUGGAAUCGGACAAAGAUCGCCUUUUGCUCAUUCAAGAGAAGGAACAAUUCCUCAAGGAACUCCGGAGUAUACCGGCCUCGUCCAAGACACCCAAAGAGAUGGCUGAAAUUCAGGCAACGUGCCACCAGUUGGAUCAGGAACUCAAUCAGGAGUAUGAGUACAGCAAUCAGUGCAUAGCAAAUAGGUUGCGAGUUCACGAGGAGAAACAAGUGCUGCUGCAACAGCUACAAGAUGCUCUGAGGUCGACAAAACUUCUCGAAGAGCGCCUCAAGAGCCUUUCAUCGGGAAGUACGUUCUCCAUUAGUAGCGGAUCUAGUCUUGGCUCUCUAUCAACUGCCAGCAGCAAGGGAUCUCUAUCGGGUCUGAGUUUCACCGACAUCUACGGUGAUCCACUAUCUACGGAACCUCAGGUGGACAUGGUUGACCUCCAGAGGCGAAUUCAGAGCCUUUCGCACCCCUCAGAGGUCUCCCUAUCACCCCGCAGUAGCCUAUCAAUGGAAACACCUCCUGCAUCGCCAAUGAAAGACUCUUCCGAGUGUGCCACGAAAGGUGAUGAACCAACGUAUGAGAAUACCAAGAAUUUAGACUUGAACAACACCGUUUUGGAUUGCAUGCGACUCGAAGAGCGUCUGCAGGAGUUGGAGUUUAAGCAAUCUCUCGGAUUAGCACCACAGCUAUCGCCAAUUUAUGAGAAACCUUCCCUUUUGGAUCUGCCACAGCAGCAAAUAGCCAUGUCCCGAUCAUCUUCAGCCUCAAACACGCGAUCAGUGUCAGCAGCUGUUAGCAAUGAAUCCGUAGCUGGGGAUUCUGGGGUCUUUGAGGCAUCGCGUGCUUUGCUGCCAAAUCGUGAAGCUGCUCAGGUACAAAUUGGACUUAAAUACUCCAAAGCAGACGGUGUCCUGCAUAUUUCACUGGAAAGAGCGCGAAAUCUCACGGCUCUGUGUCUGCAAGAGCAGUGUCAAAUGUACUUCAAAGCUGCUCUUUUGCCAAAUUCGUCACAAACACUGCGUACAAAUAAUUUCACAGAUUUCCAGAAACCAGUAUUUGGAGAUAGUUUCUCAACGCCCAUUCAUCUGCACAAAGUCUUCACGAAGACUCUUCAAGUUAAUGCAAUGGCGAUAUUUGGUGGACAGCGGGAAGAGUGUAUUGGAUGUGCUCAAGUGAGCCUAGCUGAGUUCAAUGCAGACGAUGCAACACUCAAAUGGUACAACAUCCUCAACUUCCGCUACUUGAACAACUUGGAAACCUUCGAGGUUGCUGGAGCAUGCAAAGAGGAAUCAUCCGAUGAGUCCACAAUUAUUUCCUCCCAAACAUCGACACUAACACGCAAUCAGGGUCAAGAGGAUGCUCACAAUGCUGCCCUAGCGAUGGAAUUGAAUCAAAGACUGAAUAUUAACAGCGACGAUGAGGAGCAAUCUGCCGAAGCGAGUGGUGGGAAGGAUGAAGAUGAGGAAUCAAGUACAGAGGAGGAUGAAGAUCAGAAUGAAUCAACGGAACAAAUGUUGGCAGACUACAUGAAUGAAGUGCAAAACUUUACGCCGGAAAUGGCGGACAAGGAGACCAACACCGAAUGUGCCUUUCUGCCUGAGAAAGCCCGGAGACGCCUCCAAGAAACGGCAGCCAUGUCCAAAGAACCCAUUGAUGAUCGUCUUGUUAAACGAUCACAAACCUUUUCACCAAGUGCUGUUGUUAGCAAGAAUCGAAUCUGCAGACUCAAUAGAAGUGAUUCAGACUCAGCCAUGCAUUUUGGAGCAGCCACACUCCUUCAUCCCUUCCAGAGGAACUCCAUUGAACGAAGAUCUCUUCGUUUCCACAAUAGACUACCAAAACCCGUGACCAGUAAGUUAGAAAAUCAUUUUCAUUGCCUUUUUGAUGUGCUAAAUUCUUUUUUCGUCUUUCAAUGUGCAGAAAUACAUCCAUCGUCAAUUCCACGCACAAGUCUAGACUUGGAAUUGGAUCUUCAGGCGCAGAAUACAAAACUCGAGACACUCAAUGAUGAAAUUGCAAAAUUGCGCGAUUUGAAGCAGCGCCUUGAGCAAGCGAGGGAUGCCAAUGAUGCUAAAGUGGCCGCUUGGGCACUUGAGAAUGAGGAUUUCCAGAAAUUAGUUGAGAGUGCUGAUCCGAAGACGCCAGACGAUAAGAAAUUGCAGAAGCUCAUGCACAAAAAAUCCAAGGAAAUUUACAAGCUUCGCAAGACACGACUUGGCAAGGGGCAGCCUGAUAUUGUUUCAUUUAAAGAAAAGAUGGCGUUUUUCACACGAAUGGGAAUGUCAGUGCCUGAAUUGCCAACGGAAAAUACAUCAAAUGAGGAUCUGACCCUCCCGGAGAAUCCCCAUGGGCCUCUCAAUCCAUCCCGUAGGAGGAAAAUCCCUCCACCACCUAGCUAUCCACACGGAGAAACUGCACAAAUUCUGCACACAUCUGCUGAGGUGCAUCCAAUCCCAACACCACGGACAAUAAAUGAGAGCAUUGCCGAAGAAACUGAACCUGACUACGUUGUUGACCGAAACUAUGGUGUGGAAGUGUAAGGACGACACCACGGGGUGCUCUUUCUAAAACAUUUUCAUUUCAUUUUUGCUCGAGAGCCUCAAAGUGCAAUAACUAAGAUUAGCAGAAAAGUAUAUAAAAAAAAUAUAUAUAUAAAUGUAAACUUUAGUCUCUCAUGAAAAAUUAAUCACACAAAACACUAUUUUUUCACAGUAUCCAGAUCAUUUUUUUUUAAUUGCUUCCUUGACUCUGUGAUUUUUAAGUAGCAUGAACAUUUCUUAUUUUAUUUUUAACGAUAGUAAUAUAUUAUUAACAUUUUUUUUACAACUUUAGGCUCUAUUGAUGGAGUACGCGCAAUUAAUAUGUGUCUAUUGCUCUAUAAUAUUUAAUUAGUUACUUUGUCUGAGAUCACUGCCUUCAAAAGCUUGGUAUUCAUUCGCAAAUUAAUUUGAAUUCUCAAUUUUUGAAAAAUGAAAAACUCAUUUACUUGGCAAAUGCCAUUUUCUUGUGUCAAAAUUCAACGUUUUAACGUUUACUUUAGGAUCUUUUCGAGAAUGCCAGUGUUAAAAAAAUUUGCUUUUACAGAAAUUAAGGAAUUGCCGGAAUUGCUAUUUAAUUCUUAAAUUAAAUACCGAAAAUUUAAAAAAAAAUUAUCAAGAAAAAUUUUGCAUUGAGCAAAUGGAGGGAUAAGUUUGAUUUUUGGCCAUCCCACCGAGAAAUGUCAUCUAAUUCUAUUAUUUUCUCCAUUAAUAUUAUUAUUCUUUAAAAAUUAAGAGGAUUUCUGGGGUGGGAUUAGCUUGUUUUGAAAUUAUAGGAAAAAGAAAAGAAAAACUGAACGAAUGGUUAUCAAAAUAAAUGUUAUGUUUGUCAAUGAAUUAGUUAGUUAUAUAUAGAUGACAAUAUUGAAUAUUUAUAAUGUUAAGAUUGAAUAAAGAAAAAUCAAAACAUGCAAGUAA
Molecule: messenger RNA, 5757 nt
Organism: Lutzomyia longipalpis
Lineage: Eukaryota; Metazoa; Arthropoda; Insecta; Diptera; Psychodidae
Gene: kibra
Product: protein kibra
Exons: 9
Coding region: 1330-4842 (1170 amino acids)
Biological process (GO): negative regulation of organ growth; cell migration; regulation of hippo signaling
Cellular component (GO): cytoplasm
Molecular function (GO): molecular adaptor activity; kinase binding
Source: RefSeq, a predicted model, not a curated record